GGAGCAUGGCCCGGCGGCGGCGGCUGCUGGUGCUGCUGCUGCUGCUGCUCGGCGCGGGGCCCCUGCCCGACGGGCUCUUCGUGACCGAUUACUUCACCCGCACGCCGCGCAAGCUCAACCCCUUCCGCUCCUUCGCCAGCAUCGAGCUCUUCCACUUCCGCAUCCCCGAGGACACCCUGGUCGCCGUCUGGAACCUCAUCACCUUCAAGGAGCAGGGCGGCACCUUCGGGGACCAGUGCCCAGACCGCAGCGUCACCGUGUAUUUCCGCUCCGGGGCUCCCCCCGUCAUCGCCCCCCUCCACACCCACUUUCCCCGGGACACGGCCGUCCCCGGCUCCUUCACUCUCACCCUCACCUGGAGUCUGCCGAACCGCACCACCGGUGUCUUCAACAUCACCAGCCCGCUGCCCGGAGACUGGUUCCUGGCCGCCCACCUUCCCAAGGAUGAGGGCAAGAUCUCCGUCAAGGGUCUGUACGAAGAGUGCCAGUACCUGUUUCAGCCCCAGCUCAUCGUGCAGCGCCUCGUGGGGAUCGCCGUGCUGUACCCCGGCUAUGUCAGCACCCAGACCAUCGCGCCCCACAACCGCUCCAGCCUCUACAAGGUCUUCGUGCCCAGCCACACGUCGCGGGUGCUGGUGCAGGUGCUGGGCUGCCGGGCUGGGAACCACAGCGCCGCGGGCUGCCCGCUCUGGCUGACGGUGCGAGCCAAGGCCCCCCCGCUGCACAACUCCAGCGGCCUGGACUGCCGGGAGCGGGCGCCUUGCCAGCUGGCGCUGGAGCUGCCCCUCUGGCAGCACUGGUACUAUGUGCUGCUGGAGAAGGCCCUGGGAGUGCCGGGCCCCAUCCACUUCCAGCUCACCGUGCAGCUCACAGACUGCUCCAGGCCCGGCCUGUCCCGAGCGCCUGUCCUGCUCCCCGCUGCUGCCAUGAACAUGCCCCAGUCCUUUGGAGCCUUGGUCAGCCUGUCACUGGGGGAGAUCCUGCCCUCCGUGGCACCGAACAGCACCCAGCCACCACCAGCUGUGCCACCCCCUGGCGAGCGCUGCUGGCCCAUCCGGCCCACACUGCGCAACGAGCUGGACACCUUUUCUGUCCACUUCUACAUCUUCUUCGGGCCCAACGUCUCGGUGCCACCCGACCGGCCCGCAGUCUUCGGCAUCAGCCUGCUGCCAGUGCUGGACAGCGGGGGGGUGCUCAACCUGGAGCUCAAACUCAAUGUGUCAUCCCUGCGGGGGGAGAACGUGACGGUCUUUGGGUGUCUGACCCACGGGGUCCCGCUGAUGGCAGGAGACAACGCGUCUGUCACCUGUGAGACAGGGUCCCUGGCUGGAUUCCUGCUGUCUGCCAACAGCACGGCCAGCCUGGCCCGCGUACGGAUCCCCUACCCCCAGACUGGCAGCUGGUACCUGAGCCUGCGCUCGCUCUGCGCCACGGAGCACGGGUUCGAGCCCUGCGCUAACGUGACAGCGGAGGUGUAUUUACGGACCUACCUCUCCCCCUGCAUCGACGACUGCGGCCCCUACGGCCAGUGCAAGCUGCUUCGCACCAACAACUACCUGUACGCGGCCUGCGAGUGCAAAGCAGGCUGGAACGGCUGGGGCUGCACGGACAGCGCCGAGGCCUUUUCCUACGGCUUCCAGCUCCUGGCCACGCUGCUGCUCUGCCUCAGCAACCUCAUGUUCCUGCCGCCCGUGGCCAUCGCCCUGCGCAGCCGCUACCUGCUCGAGGCCUCGGUCUACGUCUUCACCAUGUUCUUCUCCACCUUCUAUCACGCCUGCGACCAGCCGGGCAUCGCCGUGUUCUGCAUCAUGGAGUACGAUGUGCUGCAAUUCUGCGACUUCCUCGGGUCCCUCAUGUCCGUCUGGGUCACCGUCAUCGCCAUGGCGCGGCUCCAGCCCCUCGCCAAGCAGGUGCUGUACCUGCUGGGCGCCAUGCUGCUCUCCAUGGCCCUGCAGCUGGACCGCCACGGGCUCUGGAACCUCCUCGGACCCAGCCUCUUCGCUGUGGGGAUCAUGGCCGUCGCCUGGACGGCGCGCAGCAUCCACCGGCGUCACUGCUACCCGCCCACGUGGCAGCGCUGGGCCUUCUGCCUGUGCCCGGGCGCGCUGAUCGCGGCGGGGGCCCUGCUGCUCUACGCCUGCGUGGAGACGGAGGAGAACUACUUUUACAUCCACAGCAUCUGGCACAUGCUGAUCGCGGGCAGCGUGGGCUUCCUGCUGCCGCCGCGCCCCAAGCCCUCCGGGCGCCUGGGCCCCCUGCCCCGCCACAAGGGCUGCGGCUACCAGCUCUGCGUCAACGAGCAGGAGGAGCUGGGGCUGGUGGGCCCCGCCACGGCCUCCAUCAGCAGCGUCUGUGCCAGCUGACAGCGCCACGCCCGCCUGGCCUCCGCGGGCACCACGCUGGGGGCGACAGACAGAGCCCAGCCCCCCGACGGACCCACACCGAGGGGCAUCCCCCACCCCAGCCUCCCGCUGGGCCUGAGCCCCAUGGCACCCCCGGGUGGUCUCUGCCUGCUGCUGCCCCACGGACUGGCUCAGCCCUCUGCUCACGGUGACUGGGCUGCAAAUCCCCUGCUUGGGGCACUUAUGGGGCUGCCACGGGGCAACACGCCAAGCCCAGCACAGCCUGGCUCCCUGCCCGUGCCAGGUCACCUGCCUCCCAGGCCGGGGGCUCUGCUGUGUAACGGCAAUUACAGCCCCAUGGAACUUGG
Messenger RNA from Gopherus flavomarginatus (Mexican gopher tortoise), 2710 nucleotides. It is a transcript of the gene TMEM8B, whose product is annotated as transmembrane protein 8B. Gene Ontology annotation, cellular component: plasma membrane. The record is from RefSeq and is a predicted model, not a curated record. The transcript has 13 exons. Lineage: Eukaryota; Metazoa; Chordata; Testudines; Testudinidae. The coding region runs from base 6 to 2363 and encodes 785 amino acids.